Messenger RNA from Tachysurus fulvidraco (yellow catfish), 4015 nucleotides. Its product is annotated as atypical chemokine receptor 2. Bases 2605 to 3702 code for a protein of 365 amino acids. NCBI's taxonomy places the organism in Eukaryota, Metazoa, Chordata, Actinopteri, Siluriformes, Bagridae. Gene Ontology annotation, molecular function: chemokine receptor activity. The record is from RefSeq and is a predicted model, not a curated record. Gene Ontology annotation, cellular component: membrane. Gene Ontology annotation, biological process: immune response; G protein-coupled receptor signaling pathway; chemotaxis. The transcript has a single exon.
UGUUAAGUUGUUCGCUUUGUGAACUGUUCUAUACAGUUAUCGAGGUCUAUGCUGUGACUCGACUUUCACUUUAACGGUGUCUAUUCCGUUCCUUCUCCGAUACAUAGUGAUUGGGACCAGGUUAGUUUGUCACGUGACUUACAUUUCAUCACGCAGAGACACACUAGGUUAUGAGCGGAUGCCAAUCCUUGUACUUGUGUUAUUAGGCAGCGUAGUUAGUGCUGUUCUACGCUGAAGUGGUUGCUUUCCUGUUUUCUUUUGUUAGUUAAGUAUUCGUACCUGAGAUCUAGUUGAUGUGUUUGUUUUAUUGAGUUCUUUUCUUUAGCACCGUUCUUGUCCCUCACUUUAUUAUUGUCAUCUUUUGUGUGUGUAUAUAGUUUGUAAAUACACACGCUCGACCAGACUCAGCCUCGGUCUCUGCCUGUUUACUUGAACACACACCACAAUUUGCCAAUUGAACGGAGGCUUCCUUAGGACCGCAUUUUUAUUAUUAUUUUUUAAGUUUAAGUUUUCACGUGUUACGUCCGCAUAUCCUCUAGACCCAUAGCAGGACGUAACAUCACACUGAUCUUCAUCACAUCUGCUUCAUAAAUCCAGCAAAGACACCAAGGCUGAACGUCUGCAUUACUGCACUGAAUGUCCUCCUUCUCAGUGUGGAAAAUAUCAGUUCCAUCAUUUUUAAAUACAAGUACAGUGCUAGAGAGAGGGACACAGUCCAACACGUUCUGUUUUCUGCAGUUGGUGGAAAAGUUUUCUUUCUCAUUAUUAAUUUACAACAAACAUUGGGUCUUAUUUUAUGAAUAAAUCAAAAUAACCUUUUUAUUAUUUAACAGGAAAUGAGAGAAGUGAAAUGUGAGAGUUCUAUUGUGAUGUGAGGGGUAUGUGACCACAUGACCAUUAGAUGUGUUAUUGUGAUGUGAGGGGUAUGUGACCACAUGACCAUUAGAUGUGUUAUUGUGAUGUGAGGGGUACGUGACCACAUGACCAUUAGAUGUGUUAUUGUGAUGUGAGGGGUACGUGACCACAUGACCAUUAGAUGUGUUAUUGUGAUGUGAGGGGUACGUGACCACAUGACCAUUAGAUGUGUUAUUGUGAUGUGAGGGGUACGUGACCACAUGACCAUUAGAUGUGCUAUUGUAAUGUGAGGGGUACGUGACCACAUGAGGAUUAGAUGUGCUAUUAUAAUGUGAGGGGUAUGUGACCACAUGACCAUUAGACAUGUUAUUGUGAUGUGAGGGGUACGUGACCACAUGACCAUUAGAUGUGUUAUUGUGAUGUGAGGGGUACGUGACCACAAACAUUAGAUGUGCUAUUGUGAUGUGAGGGGUACGUGACCACAUGACCAUUAGACGUGUUAUUGUGAUGUGAGGGGUACGUGACCACAUAAAAAUUAGAUGUGAUAUAAUGUGAGGGGUACGUGACCACAUGACCAUUAGAUGUCUUAUUGUGAUGUGAGGGGUACGUGACCACAUGACCAUUAGAUGUGCUAUUAUGAUGUGAGACGUGACCACAUGACCAUUAGAUGUGCUAUUAUAAUGUGUGGGGUAUGUGACCACAUGACCAUUAGACAUGUUAUUGUAAUGUGAGGGGUACAUGACCACAUGACCAUUAGACAUGUUAUUAUAAUGUGAGGGGUACGUGACCACAUGACCAUUAGACAUGUUAUUAUAAUGUGAGGGGUACGUGACCACAUGACCAUUAGACAUGUUAUUGUAAUGUGAGGGGUACGUGACCACAUGACCAUUAGACGUGUUAUUAUAAUGUGAGGGGUACGUGACCACAUGACCAUUAGACGUGUUAUUAUAAUGUGAGGGGUACGUGACCACAUGACCAUUAGAUAUGUUAUUGUAAUGUGAGGGGCGCGUGACCACAUGACCUUUAGAUGUUAUAAAAAAUAAAACACAAGAAAUAUUUGUCACUAUAAAAAUGGAUGAACUUUAAAUAAAAAAAGUUAAUAAAUAAGAACAUAAAGCAAAGUUGAUUGAUUUAUGUACUAACUUAUUGCGCAAAGAUCUGUCUGUGAAGUCCAUCUAUAAAGUUUCUCCAACUUUAGAAACAAACUACAGCACAUAGCAAAAGUACAGUGAGGCUAAAUAUCUCCUUAUCUUCUCUAAAAACCUGCUUCCUCAUUUCAUUUCUUCAGUCUGAUAAGUCCAUCUGGUGUGGAGUGUCACAUGAUGGCUGUUGAUGGAUCUCCUCUAUAUCAUCACUUAUUGACUCAGAUAUAAGAUUCAGACCUGACCACUAAAUCCAACAGGUUCUAUGAGACUGUGCAGGAUUACGGAUCAGAGAUGGGACUGAUAGGAAAUUUGCCCCAUUUUAAACGAACCCUAAAGAAGGAGCUGUUACUUACACACAGUAACAUGAUCUUCAUUUAACAUCUUUCAUAGUUUGAAUUUAGGUGUUUAUUUUUACGCACUAUUGAGUGUUGCUAUGGAAACCAGUUAAUAGUUUUGUGAAUAAGUUAUUUAUAAAAAGUGCAGCAAAAUAAUAGUAUCGAAACCUUUCGCUUUGUGCGCGUGUGCAGCCGUGCGUGUGCGAGCGCGCGCGCUGUAUAACAUUUGUACGUGAAGCUCCAGCUGGACACCAGGACAUCAGGACACCAUGGAUGUCACUCAGCCCGCGCGCGUUAACGAGUCGGAUUAUCAGUACGAUUACUCUGAGUAUUACGAUUUAGAAGCGCUGGCGGAUUUUCGGCCGUGUGAGAAACACCAUGUGAAAAAGUUCAGCCGUUAUUUCCUGCCUGUGUUUUACUCGGUCGCGUGCGCUCUCGGUCUGCUCGCUAAUUUCACCCUGCUGUACGUGCUCGUGCGGAGCAAAUCGAUAAGAAGGGCUCAUCCCGCGUGCGUGCUGUGCGCGGACCUGCUGUUCACGUUCACCUUACCGUUCUGGGCGGUUUACGCAGCGCGGGACUGGGUCUUCGGGGAGCGCGCGUGUAAACUCGUCACGCUGGUGUACGCGGUCGGUCUGUACGGCAGCAACCUGUUCGUGGCGUGUGCGGUUUUGCGGAGCCGCGUGAACGCGCUCCGGUGUUUCCGACGUUUUGGGGAGACCACGAAGAACGUCGUAUGGUGCACGUGUGUGUGGAUGUUGUCUUGUCUGGCCUCCGUGACACACCUGCACUUCGUGGAGGAGCACCAUGCCCACGGCGAGACCCACUGCACCUACCACUUCCCACACGGCUGGAAGGUCUUCAUGCGCCUCCAACUGGUUGUGCUCGUCUUUGGGAUACCGUUCCUGCUCUUGCUCGGUUCCUCCGUCGUGUUGUUCCUGCGCACGCGUUCUUCAGUGUAUUCCAGAACGCUGAGACGUGCCUUCAUCUCCACUGGGCUGUUCUUUGCGCUCUGGUUUCCGUACACAUUGGUGAUUAUGCUACACCUUCUGCAGGAGCUGCACAUGGUCUCGGAGUGCAGCAUGAGUCUGCACCUGGACCUCGCCAUCCAGAUCACAGAGUGCAUCGCCUUCGCUCACGUCUUCAUCAACCCUGCAGCAUACGUCCUGCUCAACAAGCGAGUGUGGAGGGUCUUCAGGGCAAAGUUUAUGAGCCCAAGGGAGUACCUGCUCAACGUGUCGGAGCACACGGACAGUGUGUCCAGUCAGGACAACGGCGUAGAGUUAAGGGCUCUCCAAAGUUUCUCAAAUCCUGAGUAUGAGCAAGAAAACACUGAGAAACAAGGUCACUUCUUACCACGAGCCACAUAACCUUGACUGAGCUCACUAACUAGCAUAAAUGAAGAAGAAUGGACUAAAAGAUUGUCAGUUGCACAUCCUGCCAUAAAAAUGAUAAACAUCUACAAUUGUGCUAAAUAAAUCACAUUGUGCUGCUAAUAUUCGAUAAAUAUCAGUAUUUUAAUAUGAAUAAUCAUUAUUUAUAGCCUGUAUGUAACUUGUAGCCAACUUUAUAUAAAUCUAGCCUUAUCAUAGGAUAUUAGUCACUUCCUGCUAUUCAUACAAAGCUAACACAAUCACUUUUACUGUAUGCUGAAAGAAAUAAAUCGGUCAAUAUAUAAACAUC